GUGCACUUUGCGGAAUUGCAGGACGCUCCCUGGCUCGCCGCGUCGCCGGCCUGAGAGCAAACGAGGGCUGCUUUCCAGGCCGGGCGAUGAGUUACCUCAGCGGAGGGGCUGUGAGGGCCCUCCUAGACAUAUGCCUUGAUACCUUCACAAGAAACAUAUCCAGAUAUGCUGCAGAUAUUAAGCCUUUACCACCAAACAUAAAAGAUAAACUAAUUAAAUUGCUUAGUGUUCAAGGGCGGAUAACUGAUUCAAAUAUUAGUAUGGUUUUGCACCCUGCAGUGGAGGCACUGGACUUGCGAGACUGUGAUAUUUCAGAUAAUGGCCUGCAACAACUUUACAACUGUAAGCAGCUCAAAAAAAUAAACUUAAAUGUUUGGAAAAGAACCAGAGCAACCAUCACCUCAGUAGGUGUUGCAGCACUAGCCGUGUCAUGCCCUUAUCUGCGUGAAGUCUAUUUUAAAAGAUGCAGCAAUCUUACAGACAGUGGUGUUCUUGCCCUUGCCCUCAACUGCCCACUUUUACAAAUAGUUAAUAUAGGUGGAUGUUUCAGCAUCACAGACACAUCACUGCAAGCACUUGGACAGAACUGUCAAUCCCUACAUAGCGUGGAUUUUUCAUCUACCCAAGUUACUGAUGAUGGUGUAAUAGCGCUUGUUAGUGGAAUGUGUUCGAAGAACUUAAAGGAGAUCCAUAUGGACCAGUGUGUGAAUCUGACUGAUGUAGCUGUGGAAGCCGUCCUCACUUGCUGUCCAAUGAUAUACAUCCUUCUGUUCCAUGGAUGCCCACUUGUAACAGAUCGGUCCCGAGAAGCUCUAGAACAGCUGGUUGGAUCAAACAAAUUUAAGCAGAUCUCAUGGACUGUUUAUUGAUUGUUUAAAGUUGCAGACGAUAUUUCUUUGUGAGGAAUGAAGCAUUUCUAGAAAUAUUUGUCCUCCAGUGAUGUAGAGUGUAGUGGUUCUCAUGGGCCCAGGUGCUAUUUAUGUUCUUUUUUGCAUUGGUGCUAUGCCUGGUGAUAUUCUCAAUAAGAAUAUUGUUUCUGUGUUCAUAGAAGAACAAUAUUUGACGGUUCUAAUCACUAUUCCAGAAUCUUUAUGUUCAAAAGUCCACUUUGUACUAGCAAAUGGACAAGAGUAAAUAAGGACAUGAAGGAUGUAGAAUGAACAAACAAGAUAUGGGAACAACCACUGCAUAAUGCUGCCAAGCUGCUUGGCAGCCAGUUUGAUGGGAACCAGUUAUGUUUCAAAGUAGCAUUAUCACUGGAGCGAUGUUCUCUUCAAGUUGCUCUUCACAUUGAAAUAAAAGCUCCCACCUCGCAAA
This is a messenger RNA of Varanus komodoensis (Komodo dragon), 1317 nucleotides long. RefSeq names its product antagonist of mitotic exit network 1 homolog (gene AMN1). The record is from RefSeq and is a predicted model, not a curated record. The transcript is spliced from 7 exons. Gene Ontology annotation, molecular function: protein binding. Gene Ontology annotation, cellular component: SCF ubiquitin ligase complex. Lineage: Eukaryota; Metazoa; Chordata; Lepidosauria; Squamata; Varanidae. Gene Ontology annotation, biological process: SCF-dependent proteasomal ubiquitin-dependent protein catabolic process. The coding region runs from base 87 to 869 and encodes 260 amino acids.